This is a messenger RNA of Pseudocercospora fijiensis CIRAD86, 198 nucleotides long. RefSeq lists its product as uncharacterized. Lineage: Eukaryota; Fungi; Ascomycota; Dothideomycetes; Mycosphaerellales; Mycosphaerellaceae. The transcript has 3 exons. The record is from RefSeq and is a predicted model, not a curated record. The coding region runs from base 1 to 198 and encodes 65 amino acids.
AUGGGGAGUGGGGGCCUGUUUAUGCGGAUGAGAUUAAUGCAGAUUGUGAGAUUCGGGAAUAUGUCGUUUAAGGAGCUGGAGGAGGAUGGAUUGUGCAAGGCGUUGAGGGCGAAUGCCGAUGCUGUGGUGGGAGAAGGAGGAGGAAGCAAGUUCAAGUUCGAUGAAAGGCACACGAAAGACAUGGAGCUGGACCAAUAG